Messenger RNA from Pomacea canaliculata, 2721 nucleotides. Its product is annotated as condensin-2 complex subunit H2-like. Gene Ontology annotation, molecular function: chromatin binding. The record is from RefSeq and is a predicted model, not a curated record. Gene Ontology annotation, cellular component: nucleus; condensin complex. NCBI's taxonomy places the organism in Eukaryota, Metazoa, Mollusca, Gastropoda, Architaenioglossa, Ampullariidae. Gene Ontology annotation, biological process: mitotic sister chromatid separation; meiotic chromosome condensation. Bases 230 to 2068 code for a protein of 612 amino acids. The transcript is spliced from 19 exons.
UUUCAUUGGUCCAAAAAUUGCAUUUUCGCCUUUAUCAGUAAUGUAUGGAAGAAACCGUUUAGGCGGCAAGCAUGAAAAUGUCAACACAUUCUGUGUCGGUAAAAUCUUGACAGUAAUAGUAAAAUCGUCUGGAAAGUUGUCGGUAUCUCCGAAAGAGGAAGGCAGAUCAGCUUAAAAGGGUUUGUGAAGCCAAGACCUGUUUACACUAAUGUAACAUAAAACAACCAAAAUGGUUGGUAGUUCGCAAACUAUGGAUUUAGAGGCCAGAUUUGGCCACAUCUUACAGCCAAUCAGAGAUCUGACUCGUAAUUGGGAUGUUGACAUCGCUGGAUACCUUGAGGAAUACUUAGAGGAUUUGGAGAAGAUUGUCAUCACGUUUAAUAAUGGCCAGACUACCAUGAACUUUGCAGAAGCUGCCCUUCUUAUCCAAGGAUCAGCUUGUGUUUACAGUAAAAAGGUGGAGUACCUGUACACACUUGUUUAUCAAGUGCUGGAUAUGAUUGCAAAUAAAAAAAAGCAGAAAAAACAAUCAUCAGUUGAUGAAGAUGGUAAUGAUGCUGAUGCAGACUUCAACAAAGAGGACAAGGAAGAGUUUCUUGUUCUGGAUGAUACAAAAGAGACCAAGCAAGAAAAACUGCAGAACCAUGAUGACCCAGGCAAGGAAUCACAAGUACUUCCUAGAACCCCAGCCAAUCUUGUUGCACAAGAAGAAGGCGAAAAGGAACCAAAUGAACUCCUGAAUCACAAGGGAGAAGUACUAGGGAACCUGUCAGAUUUCCAGCUGAAUCGCAGCAAAAUGCGGCCAGAGGGAGGUGUCUAUCUUGAUUCCAACCUUCUUCCCUUUAUUCACUCACAUCUCCGUCUUCUGGCAUCAUCAACGCCAUUUCCAGUUCACAACAAAGGACAACUUGAAACAACAGAGGAAGGAGUCAAAGAUGUAGAUGUGCCUGAGAACAAAAGAGCAGAUCUCCAAUGUGCAGAUGUAUCCAUGCAGGAUGGAGGAGACGAUGUAUUUGAGCAGGUACCAGAAGAUGAAGGUGAAAAACAGCUGGAGACUGUCCCUCAACAACUUCUACCCAAAAAAGUUCAAUUUGCUUUGCCAAAGCCUCAUGUGGACCACUGGGUCAUGCUAGAUCCAUACAGUGCUGGAACACUGUGUGAAAAGAAGCAGAAAGUUGGGCGUACCUUUAAACUACCUCCUUGCGUAGAGCAGUCUGGAACAAAGAAACGGAAGCGAAAAGGACUAGAAAAAAAGCUGCAACCCAUCUUAGAUUUUGUGCAGGCACGAGUCUUUUCUCACAGACCAAAGUUUCCUAAAGAUCCAGCAAAAGUCCCAACAUUUCCUGAAUUUGAUGACAUGUUCUGGAAGGAGUUUAAAAGAAGAGAAGAAAGUCAGAAACAGAAAAGAAAGCAACAGAUACAGCUGGACGUUAAGGAACAAAUAGAUGAGCAACUGCUAGAAGAGAAUGACAUUGAAGAUAAUUGGCCAGCUCAAACUGAUGAUCCAAAUAGCAGGGAUGAUGGGGAUGGAGGUGACAACUUUGAACCAUCACAUUUUCAGAUGCAGGACAAUCUUUUUGGGCCAGUUGUGGCCUUUGGAGGAGAAUUUAUCAAUUCUCUUGGCUCUUCUGGAUCUGUUGGAAACAGUUAUGAAGAGCUUGUCAGGCAGCAUGUGGAAAACUAUUUGGAAAGUGCUGCUAAAUAUGUCCAGAUUUCAGAACUUUCUAAGCGAGUUGCUGAAUGGGAAGAAAAAAUCAUUCCACGAUUGCAAGAAGAGGAGCAGAGAGAGCAGUUUGACAUUCACAAGUAUGGAACAAAAGUAAUAGAACCCUUGCGGAGAAACCAGAAAAUUCCAUUUCGCCAGGUUGUAGCUGGCAAACCUAUCUUCCAGAUAGGCCGUUUAUUCCUGGCUACCUUACAACUGGCAAACACCUACAAUGUCGAGCUGUCAUGCCCAGGAUACUUUGAAGAGGCCAUGGACAGGCUGGAGAUCAGAUUACUUUCUCACAAACGGCAUUAUGAAGAACUGGCUGAAUACCAAGCUCCAUCACUUGCACCAAAAAAAUAAAGAUGGGUUUGCUGCAGAUAAUGCUUUCAUACAUACUAAUUCAUUAUCAAUCGUUGUGGCAUUUGUUUUUCACAACUUUCUAUUGUGUGUAAUAAAAAGUAAACGUAGAUAAAUAUAGUCAUCUUUGCACUCAAGUACCAAGACACAUUCUGAGAACAUUAAAACAUUGUAUCAUGGAGAAAGCAGAAUACUACUUGUUGGGUGGUCGUACAGGAAUUUAGUUGUUGCACAAUAGCCAUUGACACCUUUGCAAUGUCUGCUGAAAACUACAAAUGACACAUGGAUCCAUUCAUCUGAAGUUGUUGGUCUUGAUUACACAUAGAGGCCCAGCUCUUGAGAUGAUAUAAUCACAAGUCUUGAGCUUAUAGUUCUUGUAACAGUUGCUGAGCUAAACUUUUACACAGACUUUUCAGAUGAGUCUGCUUUUUUUGGCCUUCAGGACAUACUCCCAAAUGAAUUCAUAAAGCAUACCCAUCGAUACCUAGAGUUGUUUAUAUGAAAUUGACCAGCAAGCAGUCCUUGGCUGCUUUUGUAACCUAGGAAAUAUAACCAUUCUCCACUUGCAAAAGAGCUUGACAGAAAUUCUAUUAUUAGAAAAACCUCCCAAUACAUGUAUUAUGUACAUAAUGAACAAAUAAACCUUUUAAAGCUUA